Messenger RNA from Paramecium tetraurelia, 2538 nucleotides. RefSeq lists its product as uncharacterized. The transcript has 3 exons. The record is from RefSeq and is a predicted model, not a curated record. Lineage: Eukaryota; Ciliophora; Oligohymenophorea; Peniculida; Parameciidae.
AUGCAAUAAAUGUUCAAAUAACAAUAAGCUUAAUAAUUUUUAGCACAAUAAUUUUCUAGCAAACCUGAUAAGAUCAAGCUUUCAAAUUUGAUUCCUACACAGAUCAAUGAGAACUUUUUUAACAAAAAAACUAAUGAAGUUAUGGACAAGAAACCUUCAUCGCCAAGAUCCAGCAAUUAAGCAACUAAACCAUCUUAAAAACCAUCUCAACAAAUUGCCAUUCAUAAAUCCAAUAUGUCCUUGCAAAAUAAAAGUCUGAUUGUAAAUGAGUAAUUCCAAGAAAAAUUGAAUUAAUUUAGCAAGAGGAGAGAUCAUUCCCCUAAUUCCCAAUAAAGCAACUAUAAAAAAAAUGAAGAAUUCCUCCAAAGAAGACCUUCUUCUCUUGUGAAUGAAGAAUAUUCAGCAACUCCUUAAAUUAACAGAUUUAUAGCUAAAUCACCAACACCAUCUGAAAUAUAAGAAAGCGUCGCAUCUCUACUUUAAAAUCAUUAAAGUAAUUAAUCCUUAUGUAAAUUUCAAGCCAUUUCAUCACCAAAAGGUUCAAAUUCUUAAAAACCAAAGACAAAUCCAUUGUAACUAGGUCCUUACUUGUCUAUCCAGUAAUAACAAUAGAAAUCAAGCCACAAAGGGAAAGGCCAUAGUUCAGCCAAUUCAGUCUCCUAUAAUUUGAAACCAAAUAUUCUAAAGAAAUGCGAUUACGGCAUGAAUCACACUCCGACAAAGGUUACAACUACAACACUAAAUACAGAACAUAGUAAGAGUAAAUCAGUUUUGGAUGAACAAUGCAUCAGAAUGAUAUAUUAUGAUAGAGAGAAAGAGAAUGAUGUGAAUUUAUUGAAUAUAGGUACUCCAAGUACUUAUUUGCAUUCUAAAGUAUCGAUUGAAUAAUAAAGUGUUGGUGAAAGUUUGAAUAGUAAAUUCCAUCAUGCCAAAAUUUUAAGUUAAUAAUCACCAUAUUAGAAUACUAGUGGAUCAAAUGAUCAUCUACAGGAAUCGUUUCCAGUCAGAACAUGCAUUAAUCAUAGAACUAAAAAGGCUAAGUACUUUGUGGAUGAACAUUAAAAACAGACUUUCUAUUGUUCAUAAUGUGCUAUUACAGUUGCUAGUUAAGGUAAAAUUGUACAGGAUUUAAGUCAAUUGAUUAUCAAAUCUUAGGAAUCUUAAAUCCUCUCAUUUUAAUCAAGCUCAGUUGAUUCCAAUAGACAUUCAAACUUUUCAGAUGCUAAUUUUAAGGAAAGAGAAUUAAGUGGUUUCUUAACCAAAUUGGAAUGUACCCAUUCUCAAAGAGCUGAUAUUUUAAAUUAGAUGCAGAGUCAAAUUGAAAAAAUUAAUUAAUGGUAUGAAUCUCAAAUUGGACAAUGUCAAAAGUCAAAACAAGUGAUGUAAUAAUUAAUGAACGAUGCAUGCAACAACAGUAUCCAAAUACUUUAAAAUCAAAGAUAAGAAUCUUUAAAAUAGUUGUCUAACCUAUACUUUGUUCUACAAUAGCACCAAUUGGAUGCCUAGAAUAUCAAAUAGGAUAUUGAAAAGAACUGGACUGAAGUAUUAGAAGAUAUAAGAAUGGAUCCUUUCAGGAAAAUCAUGGAUUAUUAUUAGUCUGAAUUUGUUAAAAUGAAUGAUUUCCAAACCUAAUUACUAUCAUCAACUAUUUCUGUUAAGUCUUUAUCCAAAACUGACAUUCAAUCCACUUUAGCUUUGAUUAUUUAGAACUUUUAAUUGAGUGAAUCAGAAUAACAACUAAUUUUACAUAGCAAUUCAAUAUUCAAUCAAUAAAUUAGAACCCAACCCACUCCUCCAAAAAAAAGAAUUGAUACUGUUGAUUCCUAAAUCCAUUAAUCAAAUUAAUAAUAGAGAGUUAAAACUGAUUACAGUGGAUCCAAAACUUAACCAUAGAAUAGCGAAACUCCAUCUAAUUUUUACUAAUAUUUUAAUGAUGCAAAUAUUUAUUAGCUAAGUGCAUCCAAAUUGUAAUCAUAACAAUCACAAUAAAAUCCAAAUAAAAAUAAUCUUUAUAUUUCAUUUGAAAACAAAGACAUUUUUAUGAAUAUUUUAGAAUCUGAAAAGAAUUCAAAACAAAGCCUUCACGAAGACAAACAAUCUGUUACAUCCAAUCCAAUUAUGAUUUUAGAAAGUUAUAGAGAAUCCAAGAAAAAUAUAUCUGAAGAUGAUGGAUAAUUAAGUGAACAUGAAUCACACAAAUCUACUCCCCAUAGUCCUGCAAGUGGAUAAACCAAAUAAUCAGUCUAAAGAACAGCCACUAAAUUAGAAGAGCAUACUUAAAUACCAAAAGAUGCCUUUUAAAAAUAAAAAAGCACUUUCAGAACUCUUUUUGAUAACACUGAAGAUUAAUAAAAUAGCGAAGUCUUUUAAAAUGAUUCAAGCGUAAGUCCUGCUAAAAGUGAGAAAUUCAGAUCCAUUUUAAACAAAAUCUCGAAUAAUCAAUCCAAAACAUAAUAGUAACUAAUCAUAUUUAUUCUUUAUUAGAUUUUACCAACAAAUGAUUUAAUCAAGUCAGAAAUUUAUAUUAGAAACACCUGA